Messenger RNA from Lindgomyces ingoldianus, 1629 nucleotides. RefSeq names its product ankyrin repeat and IBR domain-containing protein 1. The transcript is spliced from 4 exons. Gene Ontology annotation, molecular function: ubiquitin protein ligase activity; ubiquitin conjugating enzyme binding; zinc ion binding. Gene Ontology annotation, biological process: positive regulation of proteasomal ubiquitin-dependent protein catabolic process; ubiquitin-dependent protein catabolic process; protein polyubiquitination. The record is from RefSeq and is a predicted model, not a curated record. Gene Ontology annotation, cellular component: ubiquitin ligase complex; cytoplasm. The annotation marks the transcript as partial. Lineage: Eukaryota; Fungi; Ascomycota; Dothideomycetes; Pleosporales; Lindgomycetaceae.
GAAGGCCCCAAGAAGAAGCAGACUCCCGACUCUGCGGCCCAAGCCCUCCCAGCGACGCCCCUCACCAACGCCUCCGCCAACAUGGAUUCGGACGACGACUUCAACAGCUCGCAGGUGAGCGAGGACGAGUUCAUGGACGACCAGGACAGCGACGACAGCAUGGGCGAAGACUCCGACUAUGACGAGUCGGACCAGGACGACGUGGGGUUUGAAUCGCAGGACAAGGAUAUCAAGCCCAGCAAGCACGCCUACGAAGUCGACUUCACCGUCUUCAGCCCGGCAGAGAUACAGUCACAUCAGGACAAGCAGAUCGGCGAGGUGUCGAGCAUCCUCGGCCAGCCGCCCGAAGCCACGGCCAUCCUCCUCCGGCACACGCGAUGGAAUAAGGAACGUCUCAUAGACCAGUACAUGGAGAAGAUGGACGAGGUUUUGGAGAGUGCAGGCCUGGACGAGAGUGCCGAGGCGCACCCCCCGGAACUGGAGCAGGUGAAGGGCUUCGUGUGCGAUAUCUGCUGCGAAGACGAACCCGGGCUGGAGACGUUCGCCAUGCGAUGCGGCCAUCGCUUCUGCGUGGAUUGCUACAAGCAGUACCUCCAGACCAAGAUCAAGGACGAGGGAGAAGCGGCGCGAAUCAAGUGCCCAGGCAACGGCUGCAACAGGAUUGUCGACUCCAAAUCGCUGGAUCUACUGGUCUCGGACAGUAUUCGGGACAGAUACAAAGAGCUGCUCACGCGAACCUAUGUCGAGGAUAAGGAGAACCUGAGGUGGUGUCCCGCGCCCAACUGCGAAUACGCCGUACAAUGUGCUGUAAAGGACAGGGACCUGCCACGCGUGGUACCAACGGUCCAUUGCUCGUGUGGACAUUUCUUUUGCUUUGGAUGCUCGUUGAACGACCACCAACCGGCCCCUUGCUCGCUGGUGAAGAAAUGGCUGAAGAAGUGCGAGGACGACUCCGAGACGGCCAACUGGAUUUCGGCAAACACCAAAGAGUGUCCCAAAUGCCACUCAACCAUCGAGAAAAACGGCGGCUGUAACCACAUGACCUGCCGCAAGUGUCGACACGAGUUUUGCUGGAUGUGCAUGGGGGUGUGGUCAGAGCACGGCACAAGUUGGUACAACUGCAACAGGUUCGAAGAGAAGAGUGGGUCCGAGGCUCGGGAUGCUCAGGCAAAGUCGAGACAAUCGCUCGAACGCUACCUGCAUUAUUACAAUCGGUACGCAAAUCACGAACAGUCAGCGAAAUUAGACAAGGACAUCUAUGUAAAGACGGAGAAGAAGAUGACGCAGCUGCAAAACAGCACUGGUAUGUCCUGGAUAGAAGUACAGUUCCUGGACUCUGCUUCCCAGGCUCUCCAGCAAUGUCGACAGACCCUCAAGUGGACCUACGCCUUUGCGUACUACCUUGCUCGGAACAACCUGACCGAGAUAUUCGAGGACAACCAAAAGGAUCUUGAAAUGGCCGUGGAGAAUUUGAGCGAGAUGUUCGAGAAGCCAAUCGACCAAUUACAGGGAUUGAAAGUUGAGAUGAUGGAUAAGACUGCUUAUUGCACCAAGCGGCGGAUCAUUCUGCUCGACGAUACCGCAGAGAAUUUGAAGAGUGGUAAUUGGGAGUUCAACGUGCCUCUAUGA